Messenger RNA from Porites lobata, 291 nucleotides. Lineage: Eukaryota; Metazoa; Cnidaria; Anthozoa; Scleractinia; Poritidae. The record is from the annotation of a GenBank genome assembly.
AUGUCCACCUGUCAAAUUUUACACAACGACUUAAAAUCAAACAAUGUGGUGGUAGAGAAGCGUGGAACCCGGUGAUUAUUGGCUUUGAAACAGCUCACUUCAUUUCUUGAUCCGAAACCAUGGAUGUCUUUAACAGCUUCAAGCAAAGAAUCUUACAACUGCCACUACCCUCACAUUUCACUACAAAUAGUAGCAGGUAGUGGUCAGCAAUCCAUACAAUCUGACGUUUUUUCUUUAGGGAGAAUUGUGCUAAGCAUUCUUGCGUUGCUGCCAACAGCAACUGCAAAGUCC